Molecule: messenger RNA, 1412 nt
Organism: Myiozetetes cayanensis
Lineage: Eukaryota; Metazoa; Chordata; Aves; Passeriformes; Tyrannidae
Gene: ACTL6B
Product: actin like 6B
Biological process (GO): nervous system development; regulation of transcription by RNA polymerase II
Cellular component (GO): SWI/SNF complex; NuA4 histone acetyltransferase complex
Molecular function (GO): chromatin binding
Source: RefSeq, a predicted model, not a curated record
GGUGCUGAUCGAGCCAUGAGCGGCGGCGUCUACGGAGGGGAUGAGGUCAGGGCCCUGGUGUUCGACAUCGGCUCCUUCUCGGUCCGGGCCGUAGCCGGCGAGGAUUGUCCCAAGGCCGAUUUCCCCACCACGGUGGGGUUGCUGUGCCCCGAGGAGGGGUCCCUGGAGCUCGACGGGGACAAGGACAAGAAGGGGGGGAAGGUUUUUUACAUCGACACCAACGCCCUGCACGUGGCCAGGGAGGGGGUCGAGGUCCUGUCCCCCCUCAAGAACGGCAUGAUCGAGGACUGGGAGUGUUUCCAGGCCAUCCUGGACCACACCUACGGCAAACACGUCAAGUCGGAGCCGGGGCUGCACCCCGUGCUCAUGUCCGAGGCCCCGUGGAACACGAGGGCCAAGCGGGAGAAGCUGACGGAGCUGAUGUUCGAGCACUACAACAUCCCCGCCUUCUUCCUCUGCAAGACGGCCGUGCUGACGGCCUUCGCCAACGGGCGCAGCACGGGGCUGGUGCUCGACUCGGGGGCCACCCACACCACGGCCAUCCCUGUGCACGAUGGGUACAUCCUGCAGCAAGGUAUCGUGAAGUCUCCCCUGGCCGGGGAUUUCAUCUCCAUGCAGUGCCGGGAGCUCUUCCAGGAGCUCAACAUCGACAUCGUCCCCCCCUACAUGAUCGCCGCCAAGGAGCCGGUUCGCGAAGGGGCCCCGAUGAAGAAGAAGGAGAAGCUGCCCCAGGUGUCCAAAUCCUGGCACAACUUCACCUGCAACGAGGUGAUCCAGGACUUCCAGGCCUCAGUGCUGCAGGUGUCGGACUCGCCCUACGACGAGCAGGUGGCUGCCCAGAUGCCCACGGUCCACUACGAGAUGCCCAACGGGUACAACACCGACUACGGGGCCGAGCGGCUCCGCAUCCCCGAGGGGCUCUUCGACCCCUCCAACGUCAAGGGCCUCUCUGGGAACACCAUGCUGGGCGUGGGGCACGUGGUGACCACGAGCAUCGGGAUGUGCGACAUCGACAUCCGCCCCGGUGGGUCUGGGGGGAUCUGGGGAUCUGGGGGUCUGGGGCGCUCAUCGUCACCGGGGAACACCCUGCUCCAGGGGUUCACCGACCGCCAACCGCGAGCUGGCCUCAGAAGACCCCCUAGCAUGCGGCUCAAGCUGAUCGCCAGCAACUCCACGAUGGAGCGGCGCUUCAGCCCCUGGAUCGGGGGCUCCAUCCUGGCCUCGCUCGGCACCUUCCAGCAGAUGUGGAUCUCCAAGCAGGAGUACGAGGAGGGAGGGAAGCAGUGCGUGGAGAGGAAGUGUCCUUGAGGAGGAGAAAAGAGGGGAAAAUGGGGAAAAAAAUGAAUAAAAAUUAAUGAAACCCACCCCCUCAAAAAACAAAAGAAAAACAAAAAAACAAAAACCAACAAAAA